AUGGGCAGCCAGGGGAAAGCAUCAGCCUCUGGCUGGACCAGAGCAGGGCAGAGCUCUGUGCUCCAUCAGCUGCCCCAUUUCCAGUUCAAGGAGAUAAUGAAGAGGCGCAAACGCCAGUUCCCUGGCCCUGGUACCUAUGGCCCCCAGGGGAACCCCUACACCCCCCUCGAGGAGAGGGACAAGUGCUCCGCCAGCACGCGAGGGCUGAUGGACAGCGGGACGGCGAGGUGCACCAUGCUGGCAGCUGGGAAGAGAGGCACCGAGGUGAGCACAAGCGCUGUGAAGGGUUUUGUGGAUGAGCUGAUGUUGAAGGAGAACAAGAAGAAAGGCUGCUUCAGCACCCUGCCGAGGAACCCAGGCUGCCCCACAGAGAGGAUCUUCUGGGCCACGCUCAGCCAGUGCCCGAGGGAUGCGUAUGCGGUGGGGCCGGGCUCAUACAACCCAAAGCCCAUCAAGAGAUCAGAGUACUCCAACCAACCCGCAUUCUGGUUGUCUGCCAAGAGAUUCGACAGAAAGACCUACCGCCUCUUUACAGGGAAUGAGCAGCAUCAGCAGCACGUUGCAGAGCCAGUGCAGAACCCUGUAGGUGUUGGUCGCUACGACAUCACCAAGCAUGAAAAAUACCCUCCGAAGAUGAGAUACCAGUCCCUGUACCUGUGUGAUGCGCAGCGGUACCUGAGUAACCUGAAGCGGGAUGCCUACCUGCU
Molecule: messenger RNA, 707 nt
Organism: Pterocles gutturalis (yellow-throated sandgrouse)
Lineage: Eukaryota; Metazoa; Chordata; Aves; Pterocliformes; Pteroclidae
Gene: CIMAP2
Product: chromosome unknown open reading frame, human C1orf177
Exons: 7
Source: RefSeq, a predicted model, not a curated record